Messenger RNA from Sitodiplosis mosellana (orange wheat blossom midge), 1739 nucleotides. RefSeq lists its product as uncharacterized. The record is from RefSeq and is a predicted model, not a curated record. Bases 389 to 1228 code for a protein of 279 amino acids. Lineage: Eukaryota; Metazoa; Arthropoda; Insecta; Diptera; Cecidomyiidae. The transcript is spliced from 4 exons.
UUUGAUGUAAAUUGUCAAAACAAGCGCGUUUGACAUUUGACAAAUGGCAUUUACAACCAAACAAAUGAAAAUAAACAAAGCAAACGCGAUUGAGAGUUGAGAAUUGUCUCCUUUCGAUAUUCAAGAAAUAAAAUUUUUACGAGAGAACGGAAUUGAUAUUGAGCUAUUCAGUAGUGGAAUUGGAUAAUAUUUCGAAAAUAAUUAAAAAAAAAAAAAAAAUCCGAAUAACGUUUGCAACACGUCAGUGAAAGUUCGUCGUCAAGACACGUUUCAAAAUUACUGUACAAAUUACUAUUACUAAGUAUACAGAUUGAUUCAAGUAAGUGUGUGCAGCGAGAAAUGAUGUUAUUCAUUUAAUCGUUGGACAUCAUUGAUAUCAAAACCGAAAAUGUUGAAGUCAAAAGUGCAUUCGGGUCAUUUCCAAAAUGAUUUGAAAUGUUUUAUGGGCGAUGACUGCAUGUUACAGAUGCGGAAACACACCAUCCCAACUUUAUAUCGAUUGUGUAUUCGUGUUAUUGCCCGCAAUAUUGAUCAAUGUAACUGUGAUGACUGGGACCUAUCGCAAUUGCCAUCAACCAUCAAAACUGAUUUACUGCAGUUGAACAUGAAACUAUCGAUUGGCUUCACAAAUGAAACGACAUUUAUCCAAUUAUUAACGCCAAAUGUGACACAAUUAUCGUUUCGAUCGUCCGUUGUAACCGACAGAAUGCUCGAAUGUAUCGGAGAACGUUGCAAAUAUUUGCAAGAGCUACGCAUCUUUGACAGCAAAGACAAAAAUAAAAUGUUGGCCAUUUCCACCGAUGGACUGGUAAAAUGUUUAAAAGGUUUGAAGAAUUUGAGAGCCCUACAAAUUGCCGAUUCAGACAAAGUAAACGACAAAAUUGUUGAGCUGAUUGGUCAAUGUUGUUUGCACCUCGAAAGUUUGUGGCUAAAUGACUGCCGAAAUGUGACUGAUAAAUCCAGCGACGCACUAAGAUCAAUGCAAUUGAACGAUCUGAACUUGGCUAACACCGGGAUCACCAACAAAUGGCUGGAGGAACUCUUCGAUUGCACUUUGAUGCAAAGUUUACGGGAUAUUUGCUUGAAAAACUGCAAAGUUUCCAAUGAAGGACUGCGCAACUUGAAUUGGAAACGACUAGAAAAUAUCAACAUAAUCGGAGUUUCGAUACGCGAUUUAUCAUUCAUACCAUCGACGGCGAAUUAUAAAACCCUGAAUUGGUCCGUAUGAAUGAAGCAGUACAUCACAUAAUGCCACAUAAAUUCUAACGAUCGGAACAGUAGACUGAACUACAAUUAAAACCAAUUGUAACACAAUCAUGGAUAAUCACAAACCAGCCGAUAAUCUGGUCAUUGUGAGAUUUUUUUUACUGAUUGACAAAGAAGGAAACAAAACAUAUAGCGUUUGUUACCUGUUAAGUCCCAGUAAUAGAUAGAAUAAGGGAAAACGAUGCGAAAAAAAGCAAUAUUACAUAGAAUUAACAUAACAAAUGUACUGUUUUUUUUUCACAUGAUUAUUCACAUUUUCGGAAAUAUUAUUUGUAUUUGUUGUCGUUAAGACUACUUAGAGUGCUUGUGUUAGUUUCACAUGUCUGAUUUUGUGUUAACACUUUAGUUUUUUUUAAUGUCCUUAUUUACAUCGUCAACGAGAGUUUUUUUUUUCACAUACACUUUUCUUUUUUGAUCCAUGUGGAUGUGGAUUCAAUUUAUUUAGAAAUAAACGUUUUGAAAUGCAAAAUAAA